Molecule: messenger RNA, 411 nt
Organism: Chondrus crispus (carragheen)
Lineage: Eukaryota; Rhodophyta; Florideophyceae; Gigartinales; Gigartinaceae
Exons: 4
Coding region: 1-333 (110 amino acids)
Biological process (GO): negative regulation of ATP-dependent activity
Cellular component (GO): mitochondrion
Molecular function (GO): ATPase inhibitor activity
Source: RefSeq, a predicted model, not a curated record
AUGCAGUCAUUCCGGUCAGUCCAACGUGUCGGGUCGCAGUUCUACGCCCUGGGGAAAUCCACCGGCAUUAGAGCAUCCUCCACCAACAUUGCAGGUGGAGGGUUGGGAAAAGCAUGGGCCGACAAAGAGCAUGCUGCCGAGAACCAGUAUUUCAACCAGAAAGAUGCGGAAGUUCUUGCCAAGCUUGCCAGCAAGCUCAAGAAUCACACAGCGCCCACACCCGAGUCUCUAGCUCAAGAAAGGCAAUCCGUGGCGGAUAUUUUCGCCAAGCACAACACCACGCCAUCGGAUGCACUUCUUGAUGAGUUGGUGAAGUUCAAGUUUAACCAUUAGGAGUCAAUCGUCUCUACACAGAAGCGAGCAGUAAAGAUCAGCAGAUCGUGAAGAACGAAGCUGUGCAGUUACGGCGCA